Molecule: messenger RNA, 1482 nt
Organism: Neltuma alba
Lineage: Eukaryota; Viridiplantae; Streptophyta; Magnoliopsida; Fabales; Fabaceae
Product: calcium-binding mitochondrial carrier protein SCaMC-1-like
Exons: 4
Coding region: 1-1482 (493 amino acids)
Biological process (GO): transmembrane transport
Molecular function (GO): calcium ion binding
Source: RefSeq, a predicted model, not a curated record
AUGAAGAACGAUAAAGAAUCCAGAUCAAAAUGCAACAACCCUGUAAAGAAACCACGACGAGUGACAAUCGACGAUGUUCUGCGAGCAUCCCAAGAGACGAAGGAAGAGAGGGAACAAAGGAUCCGUAGUCUAUUCAGUUUCUUUGAUAAGGAAAAUUCUGGUAUCAUAGAUUAUGCCCAGAUUGAAGCCGGUCUCUCUGCGCUUCCCAUACCGCCAGAAUAUAAGCAUGCCAGGGAUUUCUUAAAAGCUUGUGAUGCCAACAAAGACGGACUAGUUGAUUAUAAAGACUUCAAGAAGUAUGUAGAUAACAAGGAGAUUGAGCUUUACCGCAUAUUUCAAGCCAUUGAUGUUGAACAUGAUGGAUGCAUUAUGCCACAAGAGCUCUGCAAGGCACUGGUAAAGGCAGGGAUUCAGAUUGAUGAAGAGGAAGUUGCCCUUUUUAUGGAGCAUGUUGACAAGGAUAAUAAUGGGGUUAUAACAUUUGAAAAAUGGAGGGAUUUUCUUCUGCUUUACCCGAAAGAGGUCACUAUUGAGAAUAUUUACCGUUAUUUAGAGCGUGCGUGCCUUGUUGAUAUUGGGGAACAAACUGUUAGUCCUGCAGGAAUCAGUGGAAACAUCCAUGCAGGUAAAUAUUUGCUUGCUGGAGGAUUGGCAGGGGCAGCAUCACGCACAGCAACCGCACCACUUGAUCGUUUAAAGAUCAUAUUGCAAAUACAAACCACACGAGCUCAUAUAAUGCCUGCACUUAAAAAUAUAUGGAAACGAGAGGGUUUCCUUGGGUUUUUCCGAGGCAAUGGCUUGAAUGUCCUCAAGGUGGCUCCUGAGAGUGCUAUAAGAUUUUACACUUAUGAGACCCUAAAGACUUGGAUUGUGAAUUAUAAAGGAGAUGGACCAAACUCUGAUAUUGGGACUGUAGGGCACGUGCUGGCUGGUGGGAUGGCUGGUGGGAUAGCUCAAACUGCUAUAUAUCCAAUGGAUCUUAUCAAAACACGAGUACAAACCUAUGCUUAUCGUCAAGGCGCAAGAAUUCCUCGUCUUGAAACCCUCUCUAGAGAUAUAUGGGUUCACGAAGGACCUCGUGCAUUCUAUAGAGGCCUGGUUCCUUCUUUUCUUGGGAUUAUUCCUUAUGCUGGCAUAGAUAUAGCUGCGUAUGAGGCUCUCAAAGAUAUGUCCAAGAAGUAUAUUCUUCGUGAUGGAGAACCUGGUCCUCUUGUACAACUGGGUUGUGGGACAGUGUCGGGAGCCCUUGGAGCAACAUGUGUGUAUCCAUUGCAGGUCGUUAGAACAAGAAUGCAAGCUCAACGCUCCAAUACUAGGACAGCUUAUAAUGGAAUGACAGAAGUGUUCAAGAGAACUUUUGAGCACGAAGGGUUUAGAGGAUUCUACAAAGGGAUAUUUCCUAACCUUCUCAAAGUCAUUCCAUCGGCAAGCAUUACCUAUGUGCUUUACGAAACCGUCAAAAAGGGUUUGAAAUUAGAGUGA